Molecule: messenger RNA, 1677 nt
Organism: Bipolaris oryzae ATCC 44560
Lineage: Eukaryota; Fungi; Ascomycota; Dothideomycetes; Pleosporales; Pleosporaceae
Exons: 2
Coding region: 1-1677 (558 amino acids)
Biological process (GO): basic amino acid transport; transmembrane transport
Cellular component (GO): fungal-type vacuole membrane
Molecular function (GO): basic amino acid transmembrane transporter activity
Source: RefSeq, a predicted model, not a curated record
AUGGCACUGAAUGCCCCCCCGCCCCCAGGUGCAUCUCUUGGCGAGACGACACCACUCCUAGGCAACCCACCUCCUGACUAUGAGAGAGAUAUUGAACAACAAGCUAGCCAUAGCGAUUCUUUCAAGCAUACGGGUCUCCCAGAAGUCCGAAAACGCAUGAAAUAUAUAUUCCCAGCCUUAGCUAUCGGUGUCCUCCUCUCAGCCGCAGACCAGACCCUCAUAGUAACUACCUAUGGAACCAUAGGAACAGACCUGCACGCCCUCUCCUCGACCUCCUGGAUCGCAACCGGCUACUUCCUCACGCUCUCGGCCUUCCAGCCCCUCUACGGCAAACUCUGUGACAUCUUCGGACGGAAACAAUGCUUACUCUCCGCUUACCUGAUUUUCGGCGUCGGAUCCGUGGGAUGCGGGCUAGCGCGUAAUAUCGGAGAGCUUAUUGCCGCGCGGGCCUUUACGGGAGUAGGAGGGGGUGGGAUGAGUGUUUGUACUACUGUGUUGAUGAGCGAUAUCCUCGGGUUGAGGGAGAGGGGGACGUGGCAGGGUUAUCUCAACUUGGUGUAUGCGGUGGGUGCUUCUGCUGGGGCGCCGCUGGGCGGGCUGCUGGCGGACAGUAUUGGAUGGAGAGCAGCGUUUCUGGCACAGGGCCCCAUGUGUGCUUUGGCUAUGGUGGCUGUGGCGUUGGCGCUGGAGCUCCCAGAACGAGACGAGUCGCAUUGGAAAGAGAAGGUUAAGAAGGUUGAUUUUUUGGGGGCUGCGAUAUUGAUUCUGGCGGUCUUCGGACUCCUUGUUGGGCUGGAUCGCGGAUCGAAUGUUUCUUGGUCGGACCCGAUUGCCAUUGCUGGACUCUCCAUGACACCGUUUUUCGGUGUGUUUGUUCUGGUAGAGAAGUAUGUGGCGAGUAAUCCGGUUGCGCCUGGUCACAUUAUUCUCAACAGGACGCUUUCUGCGUAUUAUUUCUGCAACUUCUUUUCGUUGGGGGGUUGGAUAGCCGCAGUGUUCUACAUUCCCCUCUACUGGCAAGUUAUCGGCGACUACGACGCUUCGCACGCUGGGCUACUUCUCGUUCCCUCCAUCAUCCUCAGCGUCACGGGCUCGCUCUUUGGCGGCUUCUACAUGAAGCGAACGGCAAGAUACUACUGGAUCACAGUUUCGGCAUAUACAGCACUUACGGCUGGUCUCUCGCUCAUUUUGCUCUUCGCCGGGGUCCUGAUAGAAAGCAUCCCGCUUAUGGUAGUGGGGACAACCAUAUGCUCUUUUGGUACCGGCAUUGGUGUAACAACCACGCUUAUUGGACUCAUCGCAAACGCAUCACAUGCCGACCAGGCAGUUGCCACGGCAUGUUCUUAUCUGUUUCGCUCGCUCGGUUCGGUCUUUGGCAUCUCGUUGUGCGCAACAGCAUUCAAUCAGACCCUGCGCAAGACCCUUCAGAGUGCACUGCAGGGUGAUGACAACGCGACUGAGAUCGCAGAGCGAGUAAGGGCUGGAUUGUCUUACUACAGGGCUUUAGAUCCUGUUUUAAAGAACAUUGUACGAGAGUGCUACGGGAAGGCUACGAGAGUUGCACUGGGGGUUGCGAUAGUGCUUGUAGCUGGGAGUGCACUUUUCGCGUGGUUUAUCCACGAGAAGAGUUUGGAAGAUAACAAGGCUGCAGCACCCGAGGCGGACGAGGCGGAGUAG